UGCAGCACACACCUCCUAAGGACCAUGGCUCAGGUAAUCUUCACUGCCCUGGCUUUGCUGGGGAUCUUUCAGAUACCUGAGCUGGAACUUCUACAUGUGGACGUGCACGAGCACAACAUGCAGCAGCUGUUUCUGGCCACGGCUCGGCUGCUGCACAGUAUGGAGCAGGGGAGCCAGGAGCAGAGCUGGGCGGCUGAGGAAGCUCUACACUGUGCUGCCUUGCCACUCUGCGUCUUGGCUGGGCUUCUUGUGGGAACCCUCAUCCUGCUGGCCGGGUUCUGCCUUGGGAAAAGGGAAGGGAAACCAGAGAGAAAGAAGUCAGAAAGCUCCUCAAGUGAGGAGGAGGACAGCGAGGCAGAGGAAGACAGCGACUCUGAUGAGAUGUACAAACUGGGCAGAGUUUGGGCCAGGAGCAACCAGUGGCCGACGUCAUACAUGGUUGCCAAGUGCCAAAUCGUGGAGGAGCUGGUGGAUAACCUUCUCUGGGCCUGCCAAGGUCUCUCCUGCCACGGCUUCACACCUCGGCUGCAGCAGGCCAUCGGGGUGUCCUGGAUCUAUGAAGGAUGGAGCAACCCCAGAGAAAAUCUUCUCUAUCGCCUGCUCGUGCCCAUGAGGCCUCCCCCUGGGCACACCUUCCACCCAGAGACAGAUGACACAGAGAAGAUGUCGGCAAGGAAGUUCUGCCUGCGUGUGGAGCUGGAGUGCACCUGCGUGAGAGAGCAGCUGCUGGGAGACAUGCUGUGCUUUCUCCACCAUACUCGAGAUGAGCUGAGGAGGAAUCAGGAGCCCAGCCUCCUAGACAGCUUCUGUAGGGGCUCCUACCUGCACAGGGAGAAAACUACCCGCUGGUUCCAGCGCCAGGUGCAAGCAGCUUGGUGGCAUCUGCCUCAGUCGUACGACUGCUGCCUGAGAGUGCUGCCCUCCCUCAGCUCCUGCAAGAUCAAACUGACCAUCCCUUCCGUGGACACCUUCUCCAUUGAGAUGAUGCUUGGGGUGCAGCUCAACUCGGACACCUUCCUGAGCUUCAAAUAGGUUGAAGCACGGAAUGGCAUAGCCAAAAAUGGACUUUGGUGUGGUCACCAAGGGCAAGGGGGACAACCUGCCUGUCCCAGACUCUCCUGGGUGCCCGUGCACCAGAACUGAGCAGCAGACACUGCUCAUCAGGCAGUGGGUAUCACUCCAGCACAUUUUCUCCACUGUGGAAUAAGUGGUGGAAUGUCAUAUAUCUGAUUUUUGUUAUGGACUGCCAAUUGUUAGGAACCUGGUUUUCAGAAGAGAAGGACUACGUUCCCCAGAGGAGUUUUUGUUUCCAUUUUCUGUUCAGAGGGAAAGAUAAAACUGCUUGCAAUCCCGAGGCAUCCCUUUUUCCCUUUCUGUUCCUCUGCAGUGUGUGCUUCCUAGCUGUCUCACUUUCAGCAUUAGAGUUAGGCCUUCGUUUUUGGACACACACACAUUUUAUUUGAUUUCUAAGCUUCAAUUCCAAUUGUAUUAUAUUGUGUUACCUUGCAUACUG
Phasianus colchicus (ring-necked pheasant) is the source of this 1513-nucleotide messenger RNA. Its product is annotated as inositol 1,4,5-trisphosphate receptor-interacting protein-like 1. Gene Ontology annotation, cellular component: membrane. NCBI's taxonomy places the organism in Eukaryota, Metazoa, Chordata, Aves, Galliformes, Phasianidae. The record is from RefSeq and is a predicted model, not a curated record.